Leguminivora glycinivorella is the source of this 572-nucleotide messenger RNA. RefSeq lists its product as uncharacterized. The record is from RefSeq and is a predicted model, not a curated record. NCBI's taxonomy places the organism in Eukaryota, Metazoa, Arthropoda, Insecta, Lepidoptera, Tortricidae. The transcript is spliced from 4 exons. Bases 64 to 501 code for a protein of 145 amino acids.
ACAACCUAGUCAGAGCAACCGUACUUACACUAUAAGGAGAUUUUCUUGCCUAAAAAAUUUAAAAUGGUUAAAUUAAUAGCUGUUAUUUUGGUUUUCACCGUGUUCGGUAUUGUUUUAAGCAAGCCUUUGGAAGACACGAAGGAUGUCGAACAAAAGGUACCCCGGCUGUGGAAGAGAUAUAUCAACUCUGCUUUAGCAUCAGGCUUCUACAAUGAUGGCAUAUCUAGGAUAAGAACUAGGAGAAACGUAGCGGAAGACUGCGAGAAGUUAGAACUGUGUAGACUGCACGCGAGAUCUUCUAGAAACUUCUUAUCAGCGUUCGAGCUCUACUUCGUCAAUAAAGAGAACGCGCGUCUCUGGGACCACCAGACGCACACAAUAGCCGAUUGCGACCGUCGGUUCGCACACUGCUUCGGCUCGGAGCCCCAACGGUCGCAACAGAAGCAAUUCAGGGACAGAGCUGACUAUGAUAGUUAUAGGGAGUUUAGUGAUGACUAUUAAUGAGAACAAUUAGAUUUUAGAUUAUAAGAAACAGACCUCUAGCCUCUUGUAAAUACAUAGAUUACGUAUUA